AUGGACCCCGUGUACGAGCGCUACAACGUACGCUGCAUGGAGUUUGUGCGCGCCAUGACAGUCCCACCUGACGACUGUGUACUGCAGCCGGCUGUACCAAUGAAUGUUGUCACAGCACAUUUAGAUCUUUCUCCUGUGUAUGACAACAGUGAUACAGCUAAUAGGAGACUGAGAGAAGGAAGGCGUGGUCGUCUUGCGGUGAAAAAAUUCUGGACGGGAGAAUUUCUGCCAUUGACUCCUAAUAGCCCAGCACCCUGUAAUUCGAGAAAUCCUUCACAAGAUGUAUGCUUCAUGGCCGGCGAUGUCCGUGCUAAUCAGAACCCUCUCAUGACGGCUACGCAUGUGCUAUACCUACGAGAACACAACCGAAUAGCAGAAAGUCUCUCUGUUAUUAAUCCUCACUGGGAUGAUGAACGUAUCUACCAGGAGUCCAGGCGCAUCGCAAUCGCCUGUUACCAGCACAUAACAUACGAAGAAAUGUUACCGCUUUUCAUAGGACUUGAAGCAUUUCAGAAAUAUUUCCAGAGCUAUGCAUAUGAUGAAGAAUUGUGCCCUGGUACAUAUGUUGAAUUCACAAGUGUGUGCUUCAGAUACUUUCACACACUUGUACAUGGAAUUUUGAAGAUAAUGACCGAAGAACGCAAGACCAUUAAGGAGCUUUUUCUGAGUGAAUAUUUUAACGCACCAUCUAUAAUAAUAAAAAAAUUUGAAGAACUGUUGAUUGGAGCAGUUACUCAUUCUAGUAGGAAAGAGGAUGAAAAUUUCGACAGAGAGAUAGCUGAUGAGCUGUUCCGACCAAAUAGGACCACCUUUGGAAUGAGCCUUCCUGACAUUGAUAUACAAAGAGCUAGAGACCAUGGUGUGCCUCCGUACAAUGAUCUGCGUGAUAAAUGUGGGCUUCCAAGAGCAAAUGACUUUGGUGAUCUCAUUGAUACUACCCCUUAUCCAUUUUAG
Molecule: messenger RNA, 954 nt
Organism: Schistocerca nitens (vagrant locust)
Lineage: Eukaryota; Metazoa; Arthropoda; Insecta; Orthoptera; Acrididae
Product: peroxidase-like
Exons: 7
Coding region: 1-954 (317 amino acids)
Biological process (GO): response to oxidative stress
Molecular function (GO): peroxidase activity; heme binding
Source: RefSeq, a predicted model, not a curated record